GUAACUACAAUUUUGCCGUAAGAGGGUGUGCGUUCGCUCUCGCUCGGCUUCCGACGAUCCUCUCUUCAUGCUAGGAACAGCAACAGCAGCAGCAACAACGACAAGACCAAUUGUUACUAGCCUAGUUUAGAGGCCUAGUUUGUAUAGUAGCAUCUCAAGUUGAAGUGGAUGGUUAUCCUUAAAUGUUUGUCCUUGCUGAGAUGGUGGACACAGUCCGCAUACAACCUUGGAUGUUCAACACUAAGCUAGACACUGCAGUAUCUGAAGUUCUCAAUAAGAAACUAGCCAAUAAGGUUGUACACGACGUUGGUCUCUGCAUUGCUCUUCAUGAUGUAACUAAGCUGGAAGAAUCAUUUAUAUUCCCCGGAGAUGGAGCAUCACAUACUAAGGUUCAUUUCCGCUACGUGGUGUUUCAUCCGUUCAUGGAUGAAAUCCUGAUUGGCAAGAUUCGCAGUUGUAGUAAUGAAGGCGUCCACGUAUCUCUUGGGUUCUUUGACGACAUCUUAAUUUCGCCUGAUGCUUUGCAGCAGCCGUCCAAGUUUGAUGAGGCUGAGCAGGUGUGGGUGUGGGAGUAUGAAACAGAUGAGGGAACACAUGAUCUCUUCAUGGAUGCUGGAGAAGAGAUCCGUUUCCGGGUAAUCAACGAGACGUUUGUGGAUACUACGCCUGUUGGACCGGAAGAUGGUCACGAUCACAAUAUUGAUGACAAGGAAUCUGAUGCAAAGAAGUCUCCUUAUUCACUCACUGGAUCAAUUUCUGAGCCAGGAUUAGGACUACUAACAUGGUGGAAUGCUUGAACAAGAGAAUACAUAUUUCAGAUAAAACUAGUUCAGUGGACAAGUGGUUUCACAGAUAUUUGCAAUGACUAUAAAAGAUGUUCAGCACCAUCUUGUAGUGUCAUGAAGUGAAGUGACUGAUGUGGCUCUCUCUCUCACUUCGUAGCAUAUUAUUAUUAUUUUGACAUUCUUAUAUGGCAGUCUACAAGGAACAGAGUGCCUUACAAAGCUUCAAAAAGAAAAAACAAGCAAGUGAAGACCUAAUAACAAAUAGCUCUACUCAGAGAAAAGAAACGUUAAGACGAGGUUUGAGUAGAGGUGCCAGCUCGCAAAUCAACGGGAAGUGCUUUGAAGAUACGGGGAGCGGCAAUAGAAAAGGUCCUAUCCCUAGCUUUCUUCCUCAAUCUUGAAACAAAAAGCCGGGUAGAGUCUUUAGAGGAAUAGAGUGGACACCUGUCCAGUUAUUAGUCCAAACCAAGCUACCGAACCAAAACCAAAUUGUUCUUAGAGAUAAAAGCCUUCAAAGGUGAUUGGAACCUGGUGCAGAAAAGGUUCAACUGGGAUUAGAAUUUUUUGGUCAAACUAACCAUGUACCUUAACAUCUGACCAAUAAAAAAGGGGCCAGUAAUAUUCGCACAUCCAACUAAAACAUACAUUUAAGCAUGGAUUUUGUAGCAACAAGGGGCAGGCCUUAGUGUAAGGUCAGAUAUGUCAAUGCAGCCGACAGAAGGGUUAAAAACACUUUUGCAAGCAUGCAUCUUGAAGAUUCGCAUCAGCUGAAAUGCAUUCCAAAUCUGAAAUAGCCACUGCUAUUUAGUUCCUUAAAAUUAUUACAAAUAAAAAAUAAAAAUAUCUUUUCAGUAUAGUUUAUUUACAUAAGAUGUAGACGUUAUCCAAUAAUAAGGGACUAUCCAAUAAAAAUAUAGACUAAGGGACUGCUUGCAGUGACGUAAUCAAAACUAUUCACUUGUAGGGUGGUAAACAUAAACAGUGAUAAUUACAAUAAACAUAUAUUGAUGGUAUUUUAAGUUACAAAAUGAAGAUAAUUUUGAACAGUAGGAUUCAAUGGCAGCGUACAUGUUUAUUCGGUUAACCAGUUAUAAAGCAUGAACAAUUGAUAGGCUUAGGUCUAUUAUGCCAAAACUGUAUAUUUGUUCAGCAAAUAGACCAAUCUUAGUUUUUUCUCUCAUUCUUUUCAGAAGGUUCCAGUUAAAUACUAUAAUUUAAGAUGUCAUUAUUCUUAUACGAUCGACUAGGUUAUACCAAUAAUACAUUAUUAUAUUCAUUUUUUGUAGAGAUACAUGGACAAUAAAGUAAAUUGAUACUGAUAUUUUUGGAGA
Molecule: messenger RNA, 2116 nt
Organism: Anneissia japonica
Lineage: Eukaryota; Metazoa; Echinodermata; Crinoidea; Comatulida; Comatulidae
Product: DNA-directed RNA polymerase III subunit RPC8-like
Exons: 6
Coding region: 183-797 (204 amino acids)
Biological process (GO): transcription initiation at RNA polymerase III promoter; DNA-templated transcription
Cellular component (GO): RNA polymerase III complex
Molecular function (GO): DNA binding; DNA-directed RNA polymerase activity
Source: RefSeq, a predicted model, not a curated record